CGUUCUGUGGUAUCACUUAUCAUCUACUUAUCUAUGUCACUUAUCAAUGUGCUCUCCAAGAGCGCAAAAUGUGCAUGAAUGAAUGAAUGCUUAAAAGCUCCUGAUACCGUCACUGCAUAUCUCGAUUUUUUCAUCGGUUUCUCGUCUUUCUAUGGUUAUAAUUCAAAAUAUCAUUUUGAAGAUAUUAUUUUGACAUAUCAGUUGUAAUUUGAAAUAAAAUAAGAUAUUUAUAUAUGCCUUAUUCUCAAUAGGUUUACAUGAAGUGUAAUGUAUCUAGUUGUUCUGUAUGGAUUUCUUUACACUGUUUUCAUUUUAAUAACUUCUUCAUAUUCGAGAUAUGAUAGACUUUUCUCUGAUGGAAUAUCAACAGCUGAGAUAAUAGCUGGUGAUGUUUUUUUUGAAAUAACAGAUCCUGUCGAAUUAGAAUAUACUUACAGGGUGAGACCUGCUAAAGAUUUUGGUGCUCCAUUUAACGAGUCCUUUAUCUUGAAAAACACUGCUUUGGUACCUGUGGUUCCCAGAUUUGGCUGCCACAAAUUAGAAAACCAAAAAGAUGUCGAAGGAAAGGUAGCUUUCAUUGAAAGAGGUGAAUGUUCUUUUAAAAAGAAAACGUUAAUGGCAGAAAAAGCAGGAGCAAAGGCAGUUAUAAUAACAGAUAUUAAUAAUGCUAAUGAAGAGUAUUUUAUUGAAAUGAUAGAUGAUGAUGGUGAAGAGGAAGCUAAUAUUCCUGCAGCUUUUUUGAUGGGAAAAAAUGGCCUUAUGAUUACAAAAACCUUAGAAAGGUUACAACGACAAUAUGCAAUAAUAAAUUUACCUGUGAAUUUGACUUUUACACCAAUUCAUAAAAUGAAUCAUCCUCCAUGGCUUGGUUGGUAAAAUAAAACUUGUUUCAUGAUUCAA
Messenger RNA from Harmonia axyridis, 900 nucleotides. Its product is annotated as PRADC1-like protein. The transcript is spliced from 4 exons. NCBI's taxonomy places the organism in Eukaryota, Metazoa, Arthropoda, Insecta, Coleoptera, Coccinellidae. The record is from RefSeq and is a predicted model, not a curated record. The coding region runs from base 268 to 876 and encodes 202 amino acids.